Molecule: messenger RNA, 1560 nt
Organism: Pseudoliparis swirei
Lineage: Eukaryota; Metazoa; Chordata; Actinopteri; Perciformes; Liparidae
Gene: uck1
Product: uridine-cytidine kinase 1
Exons: 7
Coding region: 147-974 (275 amino acids)
Cellular component (GO): cytoplasm; cytosol
Molecular function (GO): kinase activity; ATP binding
Source: RefSeq, a predicted model, not a curated record
UCCGCUUCAAACUGUCCAGUGUCGACACUUCUCGCGAGAGCGUUAGUUCUCGCGAGAACAGCGCGUUGUUAUUGCUACUGGUAGCAUAGCUAGCGCUCAGCCAAGCUAUCUGGAGAUCCGAAGUCUUUCCGAACUCUUGGACUGCGAUGGACGAAUUCGGAGUCCUAGACGAGGCGGACCGGCCUCGGCAUCAACCUUUCCUAAUAGGGGUCAGCGGAGGAACCGCAAGCGGAAAGUCAACAGUUUGCGCCAAGAUCAUGGAGCUGCUGGGCCAGAACAAGGUGGACCACCGGCAGAGGAAGGUGGCGAUUAUAAGCCAGGACAGUUUCUACAGAGUCCUGACUCCAGAGCAAAAAGCCAAGGCGCUGAAGGGCCAGUACAACUUCGAUCACCCAGAGGCAUUCGACACCGAGUUAAUGUACCAAACCUUGAAAGACAUCGAGGAGGGGAAGGUGGUGGAAGUUCCAACGUAUGACUUUGUCACUCAUUCUAGGUUGGAAGACAGGAUCACCGUUUACCCAGCAGACGUGGUCCUCUUCGAGGGGAUCCUGGUCUUCUACCCCCAGCAAGUGCGCGAUAUGUUUCACAUGAAGCUCUUUGUGGACACGGAUUCAGACGUCCGACUGUCUCGCAGAGUUCUGCGGGACAUGACCAGAGGGAGAGACCUGGAGCAGAUUCUCACGCAGUAUACAACAUUUGUCAAGCCUGCUUUCGAAGAGUUUUGUUUGCCUACAAAGAAGUACGUAGACGUCAUCAUUCCACGGGGAGUGGACAAUAUGGUGGCCAUCAACCUCAUCGUUCAGCACAUCCAAGACAUACUGAACGGGGACAUCUGCAAGUGGCAGCGCGCGUCCAUAUAUGGCCACGCGCGAGGCUUCAAGCGGGCCUUCUCUGAGCCGGGCGACUUCCAGAGCGGAGCCGCGAAUCCUUCAGGAAAGAGGCUCCUGCUGGAGCCCAGGUGCCGGCCUCAUUGAGGCCGUGUGAUACGGGGGGGGGGGGGGGGACUGAUUACGAGCUUCGAGUUGGGAUCGCUGCCGCUGAUUUGUGUGGAACGGCUCAGUGACUGGGAUGCCAGCCUCACUUCUGCAACAGGUUUUUUUUUUCCUUCAUUAGGUAUCCACAAUCUAACUGUACAUUUAGUGCUGCAACCUCUUCAUACUGUCACUGUAAUUAUCGGGGCAUAACAGAUACAACAGGUUAUCCUCGUCACAUGUAAAAGUCUUCCACGAUAGCUUCGACUGGUCAGCUGACCGGUCACUAAUGAUUUGAAGGUAGGAAGCGUUAUGUAAACGUUUGAUUCCAGUCAUGCUUUUGGACUUUGACCUUUUGUUUAUACUUGCUUUUGUUUCCUUAAAUAGAGAUUAUAUUUAAGAGUUACACUGAUCUUUUAUCUUGCUGCCCAGUUUGUUUUUAACUUAUCUAAAAAAAAAUGAGUCCAGCUGGUUGUGUGUUGUCGCGGUGUUACACUCUGAUUGUUCAUUAGUACUUCCUUUUCAUACAUGCAUUCUUUUUGUUUUGUUCGAUUCUGUACAACAAUAAAUGGAAAAGUGUAAGUCUUAA